This is a messenger RNA of Acanthocheilonema viteae, 639 nucleotides long. NCBI's taxonomy places the organism in Eukaryota, Metazoa, Nematoda, Chromadorea, Rhabditida, Onchocercidae. The record is from the annotation of a GenBank genome assembly.
AUGUAUUUGGAAAUUGCACGACAUUGUGAUUACCAAAUGCCUUCUCCAUCCAGUCCAUUAGAAUAUCGACCAACUCCACAUCUUAUUCUUAUCAUUAUUUUUGUUUUCCUUCCACUCAUUUAUUUAUGCGGACGACUGGCUAUUACAUCAUGUUUUAUAUUGCUAUUUGUUCUUAAAUCGAUGUUCUCACCUGUCUUGCAGUUGUUGUAUGGGAAUGAACUGAUUCCCAUACAACAGAUUCGUGUUGUACCACCAGUACGAAUGAUAAGUGCAAUUCAGGAAGCACAGGUAGAGCAAUAUUCGGAUGAACAGCUUACUGACGAAAGCGAUGGAGAACACGAAUUGAUCGACACAGUCAAAAUUACUGAUGACUUUAUCAAAGCACAACCUAAAAAUUCAACUAAUGUGCAAACUAUUCAGUCUGGUCUGGAGAUUCAAACAGAAGGCUUGCAUGAUUCGGAACAUGAUUCUGGUAAUGAUGAAGACCACUCAGCAUUGUCUGCAAGCUCAACAGCGACAACUUCUACCAGUCAAAUCUUGGACAUACCAGAAACGGAAAAUAUGCAAAAUCAUAGUACUUUUAAGAGAAGCGUGCAGUUGCGGCAUCGAGAUAAUGCUUUCCGAAUGAAUAACAUAUAG